Molecule: messenger RNA, 1332 nt
Organism: Limanda limanda (common dab)
Lineage: Eukaryota; Metazoa; Chordata; Actinopteri; Pleuronectiformes; Pleuronectidae
Product: beta-2 adrenergic receptor-like
Exons: 3
Coding region: 1-1332 (443 amino acids)
Biological process (GO): adenylate cyclase-activating adrenergic receptor signaling pathway; negative regulation of smooth muscle contraction; norepinephrine-epinephrine-mediated vasodilation involved in regulation of systemic arterial blood pressure
Cellular component (GO): membrane
Molecular function (GO): norepinephrine binding; beta2-adrenergic receptor activity
Source: RefSeq, a predicted model, not a curated record
AUGCUGCUCGGUGUUGCGAUGGCCAUUUUGGUUCUGGCCAUAGUUUUUGGUAACAUCCUGGUGAUUACGGCCAUCCUGCGGUUCCAGCGGCUUCAGACUGUCACCAACCUCUUCAUCGCCUCUCUGGCCGUCGCUGACCUCAUCAUGGGCUUGGUUGUGGUGCCCUUUGGUUCCAGUCACAUCCUUUCGGACUGCUGGCACUUUGGAAACGUCAUGUGUGAGUUUUGGACAGCGACGGACGUGCUGUGCGUAACAGCCAGUAUCGAAACACUGUGUGUGAUCGCUCUGGACCGCUACGUCGCCAUCACCUCACCACUACGUUACCAAAUGCUGAUCACCAGGGGUCGGGCCUUGGCGGCGAUCCUCGGGGUGUGGGUAGUGGCCUCCCUCAUCUCCUUCCUGCCUAUCCAUCUGGAGUGGUGGGUGUCAAAGGAUGAGAAGGCUAAGGAGUGCUUAAAGGAUGAUUCCUGCUGCGACUUCAACACCAACGCGCCAUACGCUGUGUCUUCCUCAAUUGUGUCGUUCUACCUGCCACUGGUUGUGAUGCUUUUCGUGUACGCCCGGGUGUUCCAGGAGGCCCGGAAACAGCUGGAGAAGAUCAGGGGGAGGGAGAGGCAAUUCUACAACUUGCAUUACACCGCACAACUGUAUCCCGACGACAGUCCCGCAAUGAACAAACUCAGGGUGGGAACUGAGGCGGGGGAACAAGCAGGAGAGGACAGCCCAAACAUGCAGAAACCAGAAAAAGUUGAAACAAAGCACUCUGCCACAAAGCGUCUAAAGUUCUGUCUUAAGGAGCACAAGGCCGUAAAAACUCUGGGAAUCAUCAUGGGAACAUUCACUCUGUGUUGGCUACCCUUUUUCAUCCUCAACAUCCUCAUGACCUUCCUCGACUUGGACGACAUUAAGCUGCCCUUCAAACUCCUCAACUGGCUUGGAUACUCCAACUCAGCCUUCAACCCGCUCAUCUACUGCCGAAGCCCGGACUUCCGAUACGCCUUUCAGGAAAUACUCUGUUUGAGGGGCAAGUGGGGAGGCAGGGGAGGGAGGAGAAGAUGGGGAUGGAGCAGAGAUAGAGAUUGCUUCUCGAAGGCCCCGGGUAGGACGAACGGGGAUUCAGACCUGAAUGGUGCUGGAGGGCUGGACGUGCCCCAGAGGUCAGGAUGGGAGGGCAGUCUGGAGAGCUCUGAAAGAGACAGCCCACUCACUCUGCCUCCUGUGACGUCUUCCUGCCAGCAGGUUUUAGAAGUCGCUCCAGGUUCCCUGACAAACCAACAGGCUAACGGCUCUGCUAACGGGAGCUGUAAGGAAAGCCCGGCUUCUAUCGCUUGA